GGGGUGCUUUUGUUUAGUGUCUUUCCAAGACCUCAACAUGGCCUCUCCUUCUUCUCACACAAAAACAGAUCAGGAGGAGGGCCGGCCUGUGGGCGGGCAGUUCAAGCAUACCCUGUCAGGAGGAAGUGAGCGCAAAGUAGUGGAAUGUAGUUGCCAUUAGUGGGAAGAGGAGCUAACAACUAGCUUGCUAUGCUCUGCUGGAAUUGGGGAUGAAAACAUGCCUCACUUUACGGUGGUACCGGUGAGGGAUCGAGCCCAGUCUGGCUAUGACAGUCUGGAGGGUAUCAACACUGUGGACCACAGGGACGGUGGACUGCAGGAUAAUCAAGACACUGUUAGCUCUGAUGGACAUGGCAAUCACAAAGAAGACAGCCCUUUCCUCAACAGUCCUGAUGAGAAGAAAAAGAAUGACUUCUAUGACAGAAACUUGGCCUUGUUUGAGGAAGAGCUGGAUAUACGACCCAAAGUGUCAUCUCUGCUCAGUCGAUUGGUCAGCUACACAAAUAUCACCCAGGGAGCGAAGGAGCAUGAGGAGGAGGAGAGCGCAGAGGCCUCGCGGAGAAAUACUCCCAAGUCCCCUGACAUGGGCACUCUGAUGGGCGUCUACUUGCCAUGCUUGCAGAACAUUUUUGGGGUCAUCCUCUUCCUGCGGCUGACGUGGAUUGUCGGGGUGGCGGGCAUCAUGCAGUCCCUGCUAAUUGUCAUCAUGUGCUGCACAUGUACCAUGCUCACGGCCAUAUCGAUGAGUGCCAUCGCAACAAAUGGUGUUGUUCCAGCUGGUGGGGCCUACUUCAUGAUCUCGCGUUCUCUUGGACCCGAAUUUGGAGGAGCUGUUGGCCUCUGCUUCUACCUAGGCACCACCUUUGCUUCUGCCAUGUACAUCCUUGGAGCCAUUGAAAUAUUUCUGAAAUAUCUGGUGCCACAGGCCGCCAUCUUUCAUGCCACAGACCACCACGGCACUGACAGCGCGGUGCUGAACAACAUGCGCGUCUACGGUACCAUCUGCCUAAGUCUCAUGGCCGUAGUGGUUUUCGUGGGUGUCAAAUAUGUCAACAAGCUGGCCUCACUCUUCCUUGCCUGCGUCAUUAUUUCAAUUGUGUCCAUCUAUGCCGGUGCAAUCAAGUCUGUCACUCAUCCACCAGAGUUCCCGAUCUGCAUGCUUGGCAACAGGACCUUGGUUAGAGAACGUUUCGAUGUAUGUGCAAAGACUGUCAUCAAUGGCAAUAUCACAGGACCCAGUCAACUUUGGGACAUGUUCUGCAUUCCGGGGAACUUGAGCAGCGCACAUUGUGAUGAUUAUUUUCUGCAGAAUAAUGUCACAGAGAUCCAGGGUAUUCCUGGUCUAGCUAGUGGAAUAUUUAGAGACAACAUGUGGGGCGACUACCUCCAAAAAGGGGAGAUCCUGGAAAAGGAAGGGCUCGCAUCAGUGGACACCCGGAGUGUCGUGGAGAACUUUGGCAUGUAUGUGUCCGCAGACAUUGCCACAUCCUUCACCCUGCUGGUGGGCAUCUUCUUCCCUUCUGCCACUGGUAUCAUGGCAGGUUCCAAUAGAUCCGGAGAUCUCCGGGAUGCUCAGAAGUCCAUCCCGAUUGGAACCAUCUUAGCUAUUACCACCACAACUCUUGUUUAUCUGAGUUCUGUUAUCCUGUUUGGAGCCUGCGUCGAAGGAGUGGUCCUAAGAGACAAGUUUGGAGAUGCAGUUAGGAACAACUUGGUGGUCGGAACUCUUUCCUGGCCCUCGCCUUGGGUCAUUGUCAUCGGUUCCUUUUUCUCCACUGUGGGAGCUGGUCUGCAAACGCUCACUGGAGCUCCCAGACUUCUACAAGCCAUCGCCAAGGACAAUAUUAUCCCUUUCCUCAGAGUGUUCGGUCAUGGGAAGCUCAAUGGUGAGCCAACAUGGGCUCUAUUGCUGACUGUCCUCAUAGCUGAGCUUGGUAUCCUGAUUGCCUCAUUGGAUAUGGUGGCACCUAUUCUAUCUAUGUUUUUCCUGAUGUGUUAUCUCUUUGUAAACCUUGCAUGCGCUGUGCAAACACUGCUCCGCACCCCCAACUGGAGGCCGAGGUUCAGAUAUUACCACUGGACUCUAUCGUUCCUUGGAAUGAGCAUGUGCGUGGCCCUGAUGUUCAUCUCCUCCUGGUAUUAUGCUAUUGUAGCUAUGGGCAUUGCUGGGAUGAUUUACAAGUACAUAGAGUUCCAGGGCGCCGAAAAGGAGUGGGGGGAUGGCAUCAGAGGACUAUCCCUUAGCGCUGCCCGCUAUGCUCUUUUACGGCUAGAAGUUGGACCCCCACACACUAAGAAUUGGAGACCCCAACUGUUGGUUCUGUCAAAGCUGGAUGAGGACCUCCACAUUAAAUAUCCCCGACUCCUGACCUUUGCCUCACAGCUGAAGGCUGGAAAGGGUCUGACUAUUGUAGGAUCAGUCAUCCAGGGAAAUUUCUUGGAAAGUUAUGGGGAACUGCAAGCAGCUGAACAGACCAUCAAGAAUAUGAUGGACAUAGAGAAAGUCAAGGGUUUCUGUCAGGUGGUGGUGGCAACAAAAGUUCGUGAGGGGAUUGUCCAUCUGAUUCAGUCCUGUGGUCUCGGAGGCAUGAAACACAACACGGUGAUGAUGGGAUGGCCGUAUGGAUGGAGGCAAAGUGAGGACCCUCGAGCUUGGAAGACCUUCAUUAACACAGUCCGCUGCACCACUGCAGCCCACUUGGCUCUAAUGGUGCCCAAAAAUGUGUCUUUCUACCCGAGCAACCACGAGCGCUACACUGACGGCAGCAUUGAUGUGUGGUGGAUCGUCCAUGACGGAGGGAUGCUAAUGCUACUACCUUUCCUGCUCAAACAACAUAAAGUGUGGAGAAAAUGCAAAAUGCGUAUAUUCACUGUAGCUCAGAUGGACGACAAUAGCAUCCAGAUGAAGAAAGAUCUAGCCACGUUCCUGUACCAGCUGAGGAUAGAGGCUGAAGUGGAAGUAGUGGAGAUGCAUGACAGUGACAUCUCGGCGUACACUUAUGAGCGAACCCUUAUGAUGGAGCAAAGAUCUCAGAUGCUAAGGCAGAUGAGACUGUCCGGCGCAGAGAGGCAGAGAGAGGCCCAACUUGUGAAGGACAGACACUCGCUGGUGCGAAUGGGAAGUUUGUACUCAGACGAAGAGGAGGACACGUUGGACAGUCCGCUGCCUGAGAAUGUUCAGAUGACGUGGACAAUGGAGAAGUCUGAGGCCGAGAGGAGGAAUAAAAACAAUGCACCUGAAAACUUCAGAGAGCUCAUCAGCCUUAAACCGGACCAGUCCAACGUACGGCGUAUGCACACGGCCGUGAAGCUGAAUGAGGUGAUCGUCAACAGGUCCCACGAUGCACGGCUGGUCCUCCUUAACAUGCCGGGACCACCUCGCGAUACGGACGGAGACGAGAACUACAUGGAGUUUUUGGAGGUUUUGACCGAAGGUUUAGAACGAGUUCUGCUAGUGCGUGGAGGCGGGCGAGAGGUCAUUACCAUCUACUCGUGACCAGAAUGGACCGCAGCGAUUCUUCAACAUUCCACCUUUAUCACAGGCUUUAGCUGCUCGGAGUUCAUUAGAAUUUGGUGUCGUCAUAUAAGACCAUGUCUAACAUUAUCAAACCGUGUAUUUAGAGCUGGGGUGGGGAAUCUUUUUUUUUCUAUCAGGAGUCAUUUCAGUCCUCUGAAGACCACAUGAUGGUUAGCCAGCUGACAUACUACCUACAGGUUGUAAGUUCCCCAUCCUGGUGUAUUGUACACUAAGCUUGUAGGCACAAUUUGAUAGAAUGGGAUUCAGGAGGGGGUGCACUUUAUUUAUUUAUUUAUUUGACAUAUUUCAAGUUGCCCCUUUGUUACUGGCUAUCAGCUAAAGACUAGUAUUAAUUUUGCAUGUUUUUUUUUUUUUUAGAGAGAAAAAAAACAUUUUUCUUGUUUGUACACUUCAUUUUCUGUCAUUUGGUUUUCUAAGAUAAUGUGCAAAAAAGUAGGGAGCCACUGGGCCUUUUGUUUUUUAAUGAAUGAACAGUUUGCUUUAAAGGGAUUAAAGGUGACAAUUUGUGCAAUGUCAGAACAAUGCUAGGAGUCCUGAAUGAGAUCUACUGUAGUUUAAAGUUUGUUUAGUUUAAAAAAGAUGAGUUCAAGUAGAAGCAACUUAGCCCAUUUAUUAUUAUUACUAUUAUUAUUAUUAUUUUUUUAAAUAAUUUUAUUUGUAACUAGUUAAAAAGAAUGGGUUGGUAUCACUGUCAAGCAAUAGCCACCAAUGUAGAUACUUUUUUAUAGAAAAUUAAUGAUGGCAGUGCUUGGUAUUUUUUUUCUUAUGCUAAAUUGCAAAAUGUCCCAGAUACUAAGAAGUGAAUUUCUAUGACUUCAU
Molecule: messenger RNA, 4357 nt
Organism: Corythoichthys intestinalis (scribbled pipefish)
Lineage: Eukaryota; Metazoa; Chordata; Actinopteri; Syngnathiformes; Syngnathidae
Gene: slc12a4
Product: solute carrier family 12 member 4
Exons: 24
Coding region: 218-3496 (1092 amino acids)
Biological process (GO): chemical synaptic transmission; chloride ion homeostasis; potassium ion homeostasis
Cellular component (GO): plasma membrane
Molecular function (GO): potassium:chloride symporter activity
Source: RefSeq, a predicted model, not a curated record